AUGGCGCUCCAGAAUUGUGAGCCGCAGGACCACAAUGAAAGAGCAGAGAAUGUUAUUAUAAAUGGGAAGGCCAACCCAUCUAAUGCAGUUCAAGCAGAUGCUGUUGCACUUGGGACCAUUGCAGCUGAUAUGGCUCCUGUUGUUGAUGGUUUUUCUGUUGAUGACGAUGAGCUUGACCUAGACUUCCCUACAGAGGGUUUCUCAUCUAUACCUGAAGCUAUUGAGGACAUUCGUCAAGGAAAAUAUGUCAUUGUUGUGGAUGAUGAGGAUAGAGAGAAUGAAGGUGAUCUUAUAAUGGCAGCAUCAAAGGUCACACCUGAGGCUAUGGCUUUUAUAGUGAGGCAUGGCACUGGGAUUGUUUGUGUCAGCAUGAAAGAAGAGGAUCUGGAAAGGCUACAACUUCCUCUUAUGGUGACGACAAAGGAAAAUGAAGAGAAACUGCGAACUGCCUUCACUGUUUCAGUGGAUGCCAAGGAGGGAACAACUACUGGGGUUUCAGCAAACGAUCGGGCAAACACAAUACUGGCACUUGCGUCUCCUAAUUCCAAACCUGAGGAUUUCAACCGGCCAGGACAUAUUUUUCCUCUUAAAUACAGAGAAGGUGGUGUGUUAAAAAGGGCUGGACAUACUGAAGCAUCGGUGGACCUUGCCAUGUUAGCUGGGUUACCUCCUGUUGCAGUUCUUUGUGAAAUUGUUGAUGACGAUGAUGGCUCCAUGGCUUUGUUACCGAAACUGCAACAAUUUGCUAAGAGGGAGAACCUGAAGAUAAUAUCAAUCGCAGACCUGAUAAGAUAUAGGAGAAAGAGAGACAGAUUGGUAGAGUGCGUUUGUGUUACACCAUUACAGUUACAAUGGGGUUCGUUUAAAUCCUAUUGCUAUAGAUCUCUUAUUGAUGGGAUGGAACACAUAGCCAUGGUGAAGGGUGAUGUUGGGGAUGGCCAGGAUAUCUUAGUACGAGUGCAUUCGGAGUGCCUAACUGGGGACAUAUUUGGAUCAGCGAGAUGCGAUUGUGGGAAUCAACUUGCUCUGGCAAUGACCAUGAUUGAGAAAACUGGCAGGGGUGUAGUAGUUUAUCUUCGUGGCCAUGAGGGUAGGGGUAUUGGGCUGGGUCACAAGCUUCGAGCAUACAACUUACAAGAUGAUGGGCGGGAUACUGUCGAGGCUAACUUGGAGCUAGGGCUGCCUGCUGACUCUCGGGAGUACGGUAUAGGUGCACAGAUACUACGUGAUCUUGGUGUGAGGACCAUGCGGCUGAUGACUAACAACCCUGCGAAGUAUACUGGACUCAAGGGUUAUGGUUUAAGUGUCCUUGGCAGAGUGCCAUUGCUGACACCGAUAACCAAUGAGAAUAGGCGCUACAUGGAAACAAAGCGAUUGAAGAUGGGUCAUGUUUAUGGAAGCCGUUCUAGUGAUCAUGCAAGUGGCAGUGGCUUGGCUGGUGCUGGCGAGAGAGCGGAGCAGGAUCAGAAUGACAGUGCCGGCGUGCAAGAUCAAACUCCAGAAGCUUGA
Messenger RNA from Miscanthus lutarioriparius, 1509 nucleotides. Lineage: Eukaryota; Viridiplantae; Streptophyta; Magnoliopsida; Poales; Poaceae. The record is from the annotation of a GenBank genome assembly.